UGUUUCUUCUCGCUGGCUUCCGGCAUCGAGAUGCCAGAUGUGAAUGCGCGCUUCCACGAGCACCGUUAAAUCGUGCUUUGUCAUGAGAUUCGAAAUGUUUCGCGAGACAAUGUUAGAAGUUUCGUGCUCACGGUGAACGAGUUCGGUGAGUUCGGUGACGACGAGUGAGUCAACGACGAGCCGACUGGCCAGUAUCGAAAAGCAAUCGAGACGUCGUACGCGUUCGCAGAGGAUAGCGUGCGUUGCAUGUGUUUGGCAGUGUUCCGGAAAGGAGUGUAUCCACUGUCCCCAACAAGCAAGAUUGAUUUGCAAUUCGCCAGGAACGCGAACCAGGACGUUCAUCGGCGCGGCGGUACACCCGGAGCGUGUUGACAUGCCGCUUCUUCGCAAACAGCCGUUCCAACGUCUUCACGUCUCGUCAGAUUUCAAAGACGAUGACGAGGUUUUCCACUGCGAGGUUACCAAUGAAAUCUUCAAGGACUACAAUGAAUUUUGUGAGAGAAUUAUUUUAUGCAACUCGCUCAUAUGGUCAUGCAGCAUAACUGGCAGAACUAACAUGACCUUCGAGGAGGCUUUACAAUGCGAAGAAAAUGCUAAAAGAAGCCUUAAAGAAUUUCCCAUGGAGCUGCGUAUACCUAUAUUAUACCUUGCCAGUAAAACAAACAGAUCGUCCUUCAAAGAAAUGAUAGAGGAUGUGUAUCAGUUUGCGAGAGAUCGUUAUUUUGUAGGUGAAAUGGUAGAAGCGAGUUUCACAGAAGAUUCUUGGUGCGAUUGCCAUGUUCUGCAAGUUAUUGCACCUUCUGAGCAGCAAAUUAAAUUGUACAAUAAAGAGAACAGCAGAAGUCCGCAAGAACAGCAGUAUCAUCCACCAGCAAAAUUAUUUCGUUAUGAAGUGGAACAGUUAGACUCGGGCGAUUCUGAUGUUAGCCAACUUAUGAUAGUGGAAGCGGCGCAAGUGAGAAGAAGAAAACAGCAUUACAGCAAAGAGCGUAAUAAAAUUUUUCUACGUCAGUUAUGUGAACAGAAUGAAAGUGGAAUAUGGGUUAUUAAAGAUAGCGUUUUACAGAAAUAUGGCAUUAAUAAAGUACGUUUUGAUACUAUAUUCGCUGGUCCACCUCCGGAUUUUACAUCACGCAUUAAAAAGCCUAUUAAACACAAACAAGAAUCAAUAGAUAAAUUUCUUACUACGAAUGUAUCAAAACAGAAGCUAGUGGAGAAGCCUGAUCCAUUGAAAAAAGUGAAUCAAGAAGGUGUGGACAUAAAAAAGUUUCGAAAACCAAGAACAAAUGGAAAAUUUAAAGAACAGCUUAAAGCGAAGGCUCUUGAAGAAAAAGCGAAACGCAAGGAAGAAAGAGUAUUGAAAAAUGAGCGUAAAAAAGAAGAGAAACAAAAAUCAGCAGCUCUAGCUGCAUAUAUAAGACAAUGGAACAAGCCAAGAGAAGAUCUUGAAUGUGAAGAUCUUUCUCCUAUUCCAGAGGCUACGCCGUUCAAAAGUAGCAUACCCAAUGAAAAAUUUGGCGAUAGUGUAAUGAUUCUCGAGUUUUUAGAAUUUUUUAACGAAGAACUGGAAGUUAGUGCAUAUUUUCCAAAUGGUUUUACUUUAGAUCUGUUGGAAAAGGCAUUAUUAGUGAAAGAUACAUCUGGACCCUGGAGUGAUCUUCUACAGUUGCUGUUAGCAAACAUUUUUAAAUAUCAAACAGAUGAAGAGGAUGAAAUUCAUGCUCAGGCAUCUGAUAUAACGAGCGAUGUUAGCACGAAUGAAGGAGUGAUAUCAAUGACAAAAGCUGUAAAACUUUCUACUAUGGUAUCUAGUUGGAGUCAGAUACACCAAGGUUGCAAAUUAUCUGAAUUGACGUUAGAUCAUGUAACUUUAAGUGAAAUUUUAAGACAACAUUUGUUAUGUUCCGGAGGACGAAUUGGCGACGUUGCUACAAAGUGGAGAUAUUCGCAAAGAGGUGGUUAUACAAAUCAAGAUGAUCCCGCACUGUUAAUGAGGAUAAACGAGGCAUAUAUCUUAAGACUGUUAGGUCAUCGUAAUGUUCACGAAUUUGAGUUAGAUGAGAAGUUAAAAGUAGCCACGUGCUUGAUAAACCAGUUGCUCACUUUUGCUUCAAUACGAGACGUGAUAGAAGAACGACGCGAAAAACUUCACCAAGCAAAGAAGGAAUUGAGAUCUUUCUUAAUAGCUGAACAACGGAAAGAGAAAGAAGAAAAAGAAAAAAUGAGAGAACGGGAGAAAGAAGGCGAAAGUAAAGCACCAAAGAAGAUUACACGCGGCAGUUGUGAAGAGGAGAAAAAGAAAGAAGAAUAUGAAAAUAAAUUAAAAGAACUUCAGGAAGCAUCUAGAGAUGACAAAAUGAUGGUUUAUUUAGGUUCAGAUAGAGCUCAUCGUAGAUACUGGAGAUUUUUAUCAAUACCAGGAAUAUUCGUGGAGAACGAUGAAUGGUGGUCUGGUAACUGUCUUCCUGAUGGUACACCUUAUCAACCGGAAUUAUUAGAUACAGAAGCUAUGCAUGCAUACUUAAAAAAUAAAUUUGAAGAUGAGUUUAGCGAUAAAGAGAAUAGUUUCAAGAAAGCAAAAAAGUCUCCUAAGAAAGUUUCGUUCUCUGACAAAAACGUCCUUAAAUCUCCAAGGAAAGAUAUAUCCCGAAAAGAAUUCAAACAAGAAUUAUGUGACAUUAGAAAAAAUUUAAUGGCUUGUACAGGGGAUAAAGAAUGUCCUGUACAUUGUAAGAGAUCAGAAUUGAAAUGGAGUUUCUAUGGGAAACAGGAAGACAUAGAGGUUUUAGUAAAUGGUUUAAAUAAACGAGGAAUUAGAGAGGGUGAACUCAGAAAUAAUAUUACACAAGAAAUGACAAGCAUAAUGUCUGUGAUUGAGGAAUGUCCUAGGCAUAAACUUAAUCCUGAAGUCUUUUCAGAACCUAUCAAAGUGCAUCCUAACAAAAUCUCAAAGAAGAACAGAUAUGAAAAUGCCAACUUAAAUUUCCCUCCAGAAGUGCCAGUCGAUGUCGUUUUAGAAUUAACUCUAAGAGAUUAUAUCUUAGAUUUUGAAGAUAGAGUGAAAGGAGGGGGUCUUGGAAGUUUGAAAGUUAACGAUCGUGAAAUAUGGAGGGAUAUGAUAAACAAAAGGAAAUAUGAUAAACAAUGCGAUAAAUUAACGUAUGGUACAAAUGAAGUUGAAACAGAUAUUCUUUCUGAUGCGUCGUUAGACAAAGUUAAGAGUGAAACUAAACACAGUAGGCCUGGAACUCCAGAUUCGGAAGUUGGAAGUAUUAAUAUGAAAACCUACAAAGACUCGGGAAAAUAUUUAGGUCCACCAAGUGAAAAUGAAAUAGUUCCAGAUUUUAAACAACAGUUGACCAUUAAGCAAAUGGCUUGCGCUAUUUUACAGUUGUCCCAAGCUAUUGAGCAAAAGUACUUACAGAAACCGUUAGGCGUUAGUGAGAAAGAUAAAAAAUCCGGCGAAGAUACUAGGGAAAAAUGGGAACAAUCGCUCAUGGCAUCGACAAGUUGGUCUCAAUUGUUUCUACACUUGAGUACUCUAGAAAAUAGUGUUGCAUGGAGUAGAAGUGUAUUAAAUGCUCAGUGUCGAGUAUGCAGACGGCGACGAGACGGCGAUAAAAUGUUACUGUGUGACGGAUGCAACAAAGGCCACCAUUUGUAUUGUUUACAACCAAAACUAACUAGUGUGCCGGAUGGAGAUUGGUAUUGCAAGACAUGUAAGCCAUCGACUAAACCAAAAGAAAAAAUUAAAAAGAGAACAAAAUUUGAAGAUGAAUUCGAAGAAGACGUAAUAUUAACCAAAGAAACUCGACAUAAUCGUACAAAACGUGUUCUUGAAAGCGAGGAAGAAGAAGAGUCAGAUGAUAAAGAAUUAGAAGAAGAUAGUGAUGAUGAUAUAAGUAAUCAACAAAUAAAUGUUUGCUCCAUGUGCAAAAGCGGUGGAAAAUUAAUCAGUUGCGAUAUUUGUUCAAGCUUUUAUCACGUAGAAUGUUUAGAACCUCCUAUAACAAGACCACCUCGAGGAAGAUGGAUUUGUUCAGAAUGCAAGGAUAGGAAAGACAGACGAGCAAAUAUGAAAUACGUGAGGGGGCGUGAAAGGGAAAGGGACAAGGAGAGACUGUGCGCUGCAGCAGCACGCUCUCGCAUCCAUGGCUUUGCCAAGAGCCUCCUCACUACAGAAUCUACAGACUGGGACGACAGCAGCACGUCAGAAGAUACUGAACCAAGACAAACUAGGAGAGCAGCUAAAAGAGCUGCUGAAAUUGAACAAGAAGAAGAUAAGGGAACAAUCAAAGGGUGUAUGGGAAGACUGCAAGAAUUGCUUUCAGAUAUUAGACAUCACAGAGAUUCGUGGCCUUUUCUAUCACCUGUUACAAAAGACGAAGUGCCAGAUUAUCAUGAUAUUAUUUCCAAUCCUAUGGAUUUUGGUACAAUUAAAUAUAAACUUAAUAAUAGCGAAUACGAAACACUGGAACAUUUCUUCAGCGAUUGUCAUUUAGUAUUUAAAAAUUGUCAAGCUUAUAAUGAAGAACACAGUUCUGUCUACAAUUACGUAUACAGAGCAGGUAUCAGGUUGUUGAAGUACUACGAGAAACGAUGCAAAGAAUUAGGAUUGAUGACACAUGAAGAAUUACUACGAUCUCCGGAUGCAAAGAAACCGAAACUCGAAGAGAAUGGUCUUUCAAUUAGCGAUGAUGAAGACACAGAAAAUAUUCAAAAAUCAAGAUAGAGAUAAAGUACUUUCUUUAAGCUGUUAUAUUUAUUGAUAUCAAUUUUUACUCCUGAUACGUAAAUUAUAUGUACCUUGAUACUAAAUUUGUACACAGAUGUUGAUACUAAAUUUGUGUACAGAUUCAUGAUUCAACAAAAGAAAUUCUGUAAAGUAUAUAUUAUUAAAAAAGAAAAAGAGA
This is a messenger RNA of Frieseomelitta varia, 4913 nucleotides long. It is a transcript of the gene Acf, whose product is annotated as bromodomain adjacent to zinc finger domain protein 1A. The record is from RefSeq and is a predicted model, not a curated record. Gene Ontology annotation, biological process: chromatin remodeling. The transcript is spliced from 14 exons. Gene Ontology annotation, molecular function: protein binding. Lineage: Eukaryota; Metazoa; Arthropoda; Insecta; Hymenoptera; Apidae. The coding region runs from base 374 to 4732 and encodes 1452 amino acids.